UGUUCUUCACCGACUGCGGCGCCAACUGCAACGACGGUUCGGGCUGUCUAUGUGAAUGAAAAACAUUGAUUUCGUUUUCAUGAAAAGAUGUUAUGUAGGCUCCAAAAAUGGGCGAAAUAAGUAGUGGUUUAGAUGAAUUGAGUAUUAGUAGUAAUCUAUUCGCCGGUGUGAAGUAUUAUUUAAGUGGUAAUGUUAAAGACAAGGUCCUUAGUUUACUUCAAGAUGGAGGGGCUGAACAGCAACAACAUUUUGAUUUCUGCACUCACUGUAUUGUGGGCGAUGAUGCACCUGAAUCAGACAUCAUCAGUGCCAAAGAUCUGUAUGAAGUACCUGCCGUCACACAGCAAUGGGUUCUUCAGUCCAUUGAGUGUGGAAAAAUACUUCCCACCAAAGGUUUUUCUGCUGAGUCCAAUCAAUUAUUCAGUAAUAUUAGAGUAUCAUACUCUGGUCUGAAAAAAGCUGAUGUACAUGCGUUAUGGGCAAUGAUAUCAUUUUACGGAGGACAAUUUAAAAAAUCAUUCGACUCAUCUUGCACUCACCUUAUAGUAGGAAAGCCACAAGGGGCAAAAUAUGAAGCUGCAUUAGAUCACAAUGUGACUGCUGUAACACCAGACUGGGUAACAGACAGUGUCAAAGCAAAGUUUCUUCUUGAUCCUAUUUCCUAUCAUCCUCAACUUUUAAUCAUACCAAAGCCUCGCACCCCUACUCCUCCGGCAGUGUUGGAUAAAACUGUGUCUUUGAUUACUGGCUUUGCUGAUGAAAAUGAGAAUUCAGCUACCACCUCAACUGCUAAAGUGACACCUUCCAUCCCAAUUUCUACAGCACCUACAACCAAGGUAGUUGUUCCAAGUGGAGAUCCUAAAGCCAUGAUACUGGAACAACUUAAACAGAGAAUGCCAUGGAAUCAACCAGCAUCAACAGGGACAACACCCUCUUCUCAGCCGGCUACCCAAGUGCCCAUAUCUGCUCAGCAAUUGCGAGUAACUCAACCACAACAGACGCCUCUCACACCAACAUCUACUCAGCAGCUGCAGCCUAGUUUACAACAGCAAGCAUCUCCCGCUCAACAUUUACAACACCCACAGCAUCAGCAAAAUUUGGCGCCUGGACAAAUGAUGUUGCAACAGCAACCACAACAGCUGCACCAACAGCCUCAACAAAGUCAAGCUCCUCAGCAGCAACAACAACAGCCUCAAUCCAUACAGCAGCAGGCCCAGCAAAUGCAACAGCAGCCUCAGCAAAUGCAACAGCAACCUCAGCAAAUGCAGCAGCAGCCCCAGCAAAUGCAGCAGCAGCCCCAGCAAAUGCAGCAGCAACCCCAGCAAAUGCAACAGCAACCCCAGCAAAUGCAACAGCAGCCCCAGCAAAUGCAACAACAGGUCCAGCAAAUGCAACAGCAGCCUCAGCAAUUACAACAACAUCCCCAAAUGAUUCAGCAGCAACCUCAGCAAAUGCACCCUCAACAAAUGCAGCAGCUUCAACAAUCUCCUCAGCACAUACAACAGCAAUUACAGCAAUCUCCUCAGCAAUUGCAGCAACAGCAGCAACAGCAGCCUCAACAACAGCUCCAGCAACACCAACAACUACCACCGCAAGGACAACCUCAGCAACUUAUGCCAAUACAACAGUUGACGCAACAACAGUUCCAUCAACUAACACCUCUGCAGCAGCAGCAAUAUAUUCAAAGGAUGCAACAACUUCAACAACAACAGCAACAGCAGCAACAGCAGCAACUACAGCAGCAAUCCCAGGUUGUUACUGUAAGCUCGUCAGGCAAUGUUCUGAACCAAUCUAUGUCCCCAGUACCGUUACGUUCAAUCAACCAAAGCAUGGCCCCUCCCAAUCAGCAACAGCCAACUAUGAUCACAACGAUUGCAGGCGCCCCAGGCCUAAUGCAACAGCAGCAGCUUCUAGUGCAGAAACAGCAGUCCCCUCAGCAUCAAACGGCAUCUCCGCAAGCGCAGCAACAAAGAGUUAUCCAACAAGGUCCUAUCCAACAAGGUCCUAUCCAACAGGGUAUUCAAUGGAGACCACCUGUGUCUGGGCAGCAGACUCCAGGUCAACAGCCAGUUCAAGUUUCUUCUCCUCAGCAUGUUCAAGUUGUACCUAAAUUGAUGACGCAACAGCAACAGCAGCAACAACAAUCACAAGCACCUCAGCAGCAACAGCAGCAGCAAUUCAUUUUGCGAGAUGGCCAACUGCAACAACUCCCUCAACACUAUACCUUAACUGUGCAACGUGAACCAAUAUUAAGAGAUGCGGCUGGAAAUCCACUUUCACGUCAACAGCAGCAGCAGUACCAUAUCCAAAGACAACAGCAGCUGCAGCAGCAGCGUCAGGGCCUCCUUCAGCAGCAGGGGCAGGCUCCUCAGCAGGGACAAAUCAUUCAAGUAAACUCUCAGCCUGGUCAAAUCAUUGUGUCUCAAGCAGGCCCUCAAACAAGCCAAUCAGUCCAGAGUGGGCAAGUUAUUCAAACAACUCAAGUUAUCCAGCAGGGUCAAGUUAUUCCUCAGGGGCAGGCGAUCCAACAAGGACAAGUCUUGCAACAAGGACAAGUCAUUCAACAAGGACAAGUUGUUCAACAAGGACAAGUUGUUCAACAGGGGCAAGUUAUUCAACAGCAGGGGCAAGUUGUUCAGCAACAGGGGCAAGUUGUUCAGCAACAGGGGCAAGUUGUUCAACAACAAGGUCAAGUAGUUCAGCAAGGUCAAGUACUCCAGCAAGGCCAAGUUGUUCAACAAUCUGGUCAGGUCCUACAGCAAGGCCAAGUCCUCCAACCUGGCCAAGUUCUGCAACAAGGACAGGUAAUUCAGCAAGGCCAAAUCCUUCAGCAAGGCCAAGUGCUUCAACAAGGCCAAGUCCUCCAGCAAGGCCAAGUCAUUCAGCAAGGCCAAGUCAUUCAGCAAGGCCAAGUCCUUCAACAAGGCCAAGUCCUUCAGCAAGGCCAAGUCAUUCAGCAAGGCCAAGUCAUUCAGCAAGGCCAAGUCCUUCAGCAAGGUCAAGUCCUUCAACCUGGUCAAGUUCUUCAGCAAGGCCAAGUCCUUCAGCAGGGGCAAGUUAUUCAACAAGGGCAAGUGAUUCAGCCCGGUCAGGUUAUCCAGCAAGGUCAAGUCAUUCAACAGGGACAGGUUGUCCAGGGAGGCCAGCCUCAGUUACAGCAACGUCAAAUUGCAUAUGCUCAGCGUAAUGUAAUUCAAGUAGAUGCCCAAACAAGAGCUCAAAUGCAACAAAUGAAUCCAGAGCAACAAGCAUUAUUCCUGCAAAAGAAGAUGGAGAGACAGAAGCAAAUACUGCUUCAACGACAAAUGCAGCAGCGAGCCCAGCAACAAGCACAACUCCAAAUCCAGGGACAGAGUGCACAACCUCAAGUUCAAAUAGCUCAAAAUCAAGUUCCCCCAGGACAAGUUUCCCAAGCCCAGAUUCAGCAAGGGCAGAUUCAACCAGCUCAGAUUCAGCAGUCUCAAAUUCAACAGGUGCAGGUCGCACAGGUCCAAGUUCCUCAAGGGCAGCUUCCAUCGGGGCAGUUGAUUCCAAACAACAUUCCCCAGGGUCAGAUGCCACAGGUUUCCCAACAGGCACAGGUUCAGCAGCAGGUUCAGGGGCAACCUGUACCUCAGGGGCAGGCUCAGCUGAGACAGGUGGCUCAGGGACAAGGUGGACAGCAACAGGUCACUGUCAUCAGUCGAAUCAUGCCGCAGGGACUGAAUCAGCAGCAGCAGCUUGUGUGGAUGCAGCAGCAGCAACACCGAGAGAGGCAAUUGCUUCUUCAGCAGCAGCAGCUUGCACAGAAUCCUCAACUGAGACAGCAGGUUCUAGUGCAACAGCAAGGACGUAUUCGGCAGCCAUCUAUGCUUCAAGCUCAGCAGCAACCUGGUGUGCAACCAAGUGCAGCUCCAGUCCCCCCUGGACAGGCAGCCACUCCUCAACAACAGCAACAGUUUGCAAUGCAACAACAAAUGAGAAUGCAGCAACUGCAGAUGCGUGAACAAGCUCAGAAACACCAGGUUAUGGUUCUCCAAGGGCAACGUAUGCCAUACUCUCCUCAGGGCACAGGUGCUUUAACUCAAGUGGCUGUCCGUGCACCGCUGCAGCCUGGACAGGCGCAGACUCAGCAGCAAACCCAGCAAGUUCAAUCUCAACAACCAGGAAAUGCUGUCUCUGGUUCCAGCAAUGCUUCUGAUUCAAACACUCAGGAGCAGUUUCAGGGAGAAGGGACGCAGUCUAUUCCAGUCGCUCAGCCAGCUGCUAUUCCGGCUCCUUUGCCACCUCCCAUGCCAGCGCCUUUGGCGCCAUCACUGCCUUCAUCUCAAACUCAGUCCCUGGUCAAUUCAAAAACAAAAACAGCCCUAGCUAACAUGUUGAGUAACAGGUUGAAUGGUGGUGGAGGGCAGCAUCAUACUACAUCUACCACUACCACUCAGCUUCUCGCACCAGAGGGGAGUGCAGCAGGGCAGUUGCGAAGAAUGACAGCCCAGCACCAUGCAGCGCAACAACAGCAGCAGCAACAACAACAGCAACAAGCUGCUCAAAUGACUCCUCAGCAGCUAAUAUUAUUCCAGCAACAGCAAAGGCGCACUUUAAGUAAUAUUACAAACAGCACACCCGGAGUGGCAGUUGCUGGUGCAGCAGGUGGUGUAUCUCCAGUAAGAGUAGCGGGUGUACCAGGUCAGGUGGCAGUGGUUGGGCAGCCGGGCAUGCCACCUGGACAUUGUGGACCUCAUGGAGGAGCCCUUACACCUCAACAAAUUCAAGCAGCCAAACAGGCUCGUGCUGGGCAAAUGGUUGCAAAAGCUGGCAUACCACAACAACAUCCAGAACCGGUGGAGUACUAUGGUCAUCAUCCCAACACUAAAAUUCCUCCAGACAUGUGCCUUCUCGGGUGUGUCUUUUUCAUUGUGGAAUAUGAUGAGACUUAUCCAAAUCUGUUAAAUAGUUGGAGGAAAAUAAUCAGAGAUUAUGGAGGAGAGGAAGAUCCUGUGUAUGGUCCCCGUGUGACUCAUGUACUCUGUGAAACUCAAACCAAUCCUAGGGUAAAGCAAGCUAUGCACGAUGGAAAGCGUCUUAUUACAGCUCAGUGGUUGAAUGAUGUGAUAUUGAAACAACAGAUGUUUCCUCCAUGCCAUGCUCUACAUUUUCCCGUACAGUUUGGGGACGUCAAACCUUGUAAAAACAGGAUAAUUGCACAUUCUGGUUUUGAAGGUGAAGAAAGGUUACGUAUUAAAGAAAUGAUUGAGUUAGUUGGAGCCAAGUGUACUUCUUAUUUUAGUCAGCAAAAUGACCUUCUAGUCUGCCGCAAGCCUGAAGGAGCCAAGUAUCGCCAAGCUAGAGAAUGGGGCAAGCCAGUAGUAAAUGCUCACUGGCUGUUUGAAGUUAUGUUUUGUUCUUAUAAUUGCAUCCGUCGACCUGAACAAAGAAGAUUUCAGCAAUUUAAUUUAUUAAAUCCAUUUUGCAUUAAUUGUGAUGCUGUGCCACAUCUUAUGGGUCCAUGGACAAACCCGGUGCUUGUCACCCAAGAGGCCUAUGAAAGAGCUAAACUUAGUAUGUCUCCACGCCGUAAGAAACCCCGUUUAGAUAAAGGACCAGACUGGUCUCAGGAAAAUGUAAAACAGGAAGAAAUGGACACAAAUUGUAUUGGGCCUACUGAAAACAAAGAAGGGUCACCUAUCAUCCUGUUAUCAUCAGUGACUGAUACUGCAGGACUACAGCAGAAAAUUCACGAGUUGGGUGGCAGUGUUACAAAAGUGAGCAGAGAGGCAACACAUUUGGUUAUGUCAAAACCACAAAGAACUGUUAAGUUUUUAUGUAGUGUAUCAUGUGUAAAGUAUAUAUUGUCGGAAUCUUGGAUCUCAGAUAGCUAUUCACAGAAAAAGUUUCUAGAUGAGAGUAAUUACUCUAUUCAAGACUCAGAUUUUGAAGCCAGUAAUAAUUUUAUAUUUUCUGAGUUAUUAGCCAAUCCAAAUAGAACUCAGCUGUUUAAGAACAAAAUAUUUUACAUAACUCCUGGAGUAAUACCCUCACCAGCUUGCCUUCGAGAAAUUAUUGAGCAUGCAGGUGGUUCAGUCGACCGACAAAGAAGAACCUUAAAAGAGAUUUUAGAACUCAAUUCUGGUACAGGUAGUGGACCUUUCCAGAAUCACUUUCAUGGUCCUCACUCUAUUACUUCAUCAAUGGCAAUCACUUCUUAUUCUUCAUCAGCCUCUCUAAAUACUAGCAAUACCCAAUCUACUAUGAUAGCUUCUACAGCAGACUUAAAUUCCCAACCAUCUCUCUCCAAUGGACCUAGUACAAGUGUUAGUGGCUCAAACCACAUACCAAUGUCAAAUGCAACAGAAGCAGAUUCUGCAAGCAAACCUGUCACUGCUAGCAAACCUGUCACUUCUAUUUCAAGUUCUUCUCAGGAAACAUCCAGUUCUGUCCCCACCAUAUCUGAUGCUAAUGGUAAUACAUCACUACUGAACAAAGAUGAACCAAUGAUGGUUGACUCAGAAAUAAAAACUGUCAUCAAACAAGAGAUUUCAGAAAAUGUAAAUGAUGAAAAGAAACACAAUUCCAUAGAAAACAAACCAGAUGGAAGAAAGCAAGAUGAUUUAAAUGACUUGGAAGACGGAAAGAAAGAUCCAAAAGACCUUAUGAAACCACCAGUUCCCAUUGGCUUCAAUGCUCCAAGAGAUUUUAGGGCCAAAAUGGACAACACAAAGAAAGAGCCUGUCUACCUCGUCAUAUCAGUCUUUAAUGACCUUCAUCUUGUGAAAGAUCUUCUCAAAGCUAAAAUAGGAAUUUAUAGUGCUGAGUUUGUCAUGAGUUCUAUAUUGAAGCAGAAGAUAGACUUUGACUCUGCCAUAUAUGAUGAUCAAUAGUCUGAUAAGUGGAGUAUUUCUUGUGUUACCAUUUGUUGAUAUUUUAAGACUGAGUUCUGAUAGACCAAUCUCAUAUCCGAUCUAGGUUUCAGUCACAAAUAUCUGUUUAAUACCUGUCGUGUUCAUGUGUGUACAGUUUUGUGUAUGUCUGUUUUCACUUGAUUGUUAUAGUUUUAUUGGUUUGUACAAAAUGAUUAAAAAAAUCUGUUGUAACAUAUUUUUGUGUACCAUUUGGGUUCUUUUUCUUUGUAAUUUUCCUUUGCAUACUAUUUUUAUUGAGGCUCUAUCUGUAGUUUAUGGAUUUGUUGAAGUGAAUAUUCUGACCAAUGUCUUUAUUAAAUAGUCAAUUAUUUUUUAAAAAAAGAUUUCUUUGGCAUUAGUUUUAUUUUAAAGUUUGUCGCCUUUGAACCAAUGUAGAAAGACCUCAGUUUUUAUAAAUAGGGAUUACCUUAACACUACUACAUCUAGAGUGUGGUAUUAUUACUGCAAGUGCAUUUUGUUCCACUAAGAGUUAAGCAUGUUUUAUCGCAUGUAUACAAAAUAAGUUACUUGUGCUAUUAAGGUAAUAGAAUUGUAGUUUUCAGUGCAACCGUUAAACUUUUAGUUAUUUGUUCUUGUGUGUUGAGAGUAUGGAAAUCAUAGCAGCUUUCCAUGUUUUUAUUUCUUUUUAUUUACCAAAGAUUGUCCACACAGACUGAGCACAACAAUCAUAUAUGUAACUUAAUUUGUAAAGAGAAGGACAACACUCUCUUUUCAUAUUGUACAUUCUCCUUGGAAUUUUUGUUUGCAGAAGUUGUUGAUCUAUAUAACAAGGUUAAUUUAAUUAUAUGGCUGUGCUAUUCAAGAGAAACUUUUAUCAUCAGUUUUGGAUUUUCUGUUGGAGCUUUGUGUUACUACAUUGGUACAAAAUUGAGCAAGAGGAAGUGUAUUUUGUAAAUUUUAGCCCUUAGGCCCUCCUUGUUCUGACCCUUCCGGAAAAUUUAGUACCUCUGUGUUCACAUGAAGUCUUUCACUUUAUAUUACCAAUUUGUAAAUAUAUAUUUUUUUUGUGGAAGUCUCCAAUGUCAGUGCAAUGUGCAAAUGUAUUUCUCUUUUCAAUGAUUUUAAUGAAGUAUAGACUUGUGUUGUCAGUAA
Frankliniella occidentalis (western flower thrips) is the source of this 7991-nucleotide messenger RNA. Its product is annotated as PAX-interacting protein 1. The record is from RefSeq and is a predicted model, not a curated record. Bases 108 to 6857 code for a protein of 2249 amino acids. Gene Ontology annotation, cellular component: MLL3/4 complex. Lineage: Eukaryota; Metazoa; Arthropoda; Insecta; Thysanoptera; Thripidae. The transcript has 25 exons.